AUGGACAUCAUAAACAACGUAUUCAGACUGUAUCUCGAUAAGUUUGUCAUUGUGUUUAUCGAUGACAUUCUUGUUUAUUCGAAAACGGAGGAGCACAAACAACAUUUGAAGAUUGUUUUGGAGACCUUGUUGGAGAAACAACUUUAUGUGAAGCAGUCUAAGUGUGAUUUCGAGUUAACGGAGGUACAAUUCUUAGUUCACGUGAUUUUCGGUGAUGGAAUUCAUGUUGGUCCCAGCAAGAUCAAAGCAAUUUUGAAAUGGGAACGACCCUAG
Molecule: messenger RNA, 273 nt
Organism: Prunus armeniaca (apricot)
Lineage: Eukaryota; Viridiplantae; Streptophyta; Magnoliopsida; Rosales; Rosaceae
Source: the annotation of a GenBank genome assembly